This is a messenger RNA of Diachasmimorpha longicaudata, 1059 nucleotides long. RefSeq names its product chymotrypsin-2-like. NCBI's taxonomy places the organism in Eukaryota, Metazoa, Arthropoda, Insecta, Hymenoptera, Braconidae. The transcript is spliced from 7 exons. Gene Ontology annotation, biological process: proteolysis. Gene Ontology annotation, molecular function: serine-type endopeptidase activity. The record is from RefSeq and is a predicted model, not a curated record. The coding region runs from base 192 to 962 and encodes 256 amino acids.
AUCCUCAGUUACCGAAUCUCACAGAACCAGAACUUGGCUUCCGAAGUUAUCUGUCACAAUCUGAUGAUUUUUCCGGGGAAAAAAGUUGUAUCAGAGUUGUAAAAUCUUCUGGGGAUAUUAUCAAGCCCAAUGAGUAUAUAAAUGCAAUGGUCAAUUAAUUAAUGCAGCGGAUAAAGUCUUGAGGACUAAUCAUGAAGACACUUUUAGCAUUUGCCUGUUUGGUUGCAUCUUCUUAUGCACAUAUUUUACCGGAGAAUUCGGACCCGUCUCGUAUUGUUAAUGGGGUGGAUGUUGGAGUGGGAGAAAUUCCCUAUCAGGUAUCUCUCCAGCAAAAAGGAAAUAGCUUUCACUUCUGUGGGGGUUCCAUCCUCAAUAAAAAAUACGUCAUCACAGCCGCGCACUGUGUUAAAGGGACAUCUGCCGCUUCGAUCAAAGUGGUCUCGGCGACAGUGAAACUAUCGGAGCCAGUGACAACUCAUUUGGUUGAGAAAAUCAUAGUUCACGAGAAAUAUGACGCCUCUGACUCCUGGAAGAAUGAUAUUGCCCUCCUCAGGGUGAAGGGGAACUUCGUCGUGUCUUCGACCCUGAACUUCGUUCCAAUGCCGAGCCCGGGGAUGGCGGUUCCUGCGGAUUCACCUGCCAUCGUAUCAGGCUGGGGAAAUCUGAGGCAAGGAGGACCCAGCCCCAAUCACCUCCAGAAGGCGAAAAUUCUGAUUGCUGAUCAGAAGUACUGCAAGAAGCGAUAUGCCCCAGGAAAUACUGUUCACGAUACUCACAUUUGCGCUCAUGACCCAGUGGAAGAAACAGGUUCAUGCAACGGGGACUCUGGUGGUCCACUGACGGUGAGAGGCAAACUGGUCGGUCUCGUAUCAUGGGCCAUGGGCUGCGCCAUGACGAACUACCCAACAGUCUACACCAGAGUUCCAGAGUUCCUUGAUUGGAUACAGGAGCACGCUGUCUAGGUGAUUAGACCCCAGAAAGCCGCGGAUUGAUGAUUGUUAAAUUGUAAUUACGUCAGUAAAUGUAGUUUUCUUAAAUACAUGGUGUUAUUUACCUAUA